AUGGCGCUGUUUGGUCUUAUACAAAAAGAAUUCGAAACAAAUAAACUAUUAGUUGAUAUAUUUUUUAAUACAGUGAAAACGACUGGUACAGAAUUUAUGAAUGCAUUUCGAGCAUUUUCAUUAAUUCAUUUACCAAAUGCAAAAGAUUUUGAUCAAUCUAUUCGUUUAUUUGUAUCAACAAUUUUAGAACAAUGUUGUGAUGCUGAAGAAUAUUUUGAUCUGAUUUUGACACCAUUAGUAUUCAAUGUUGAAAUGAAAUUUCAAUCAGAUCUAUUUGAUGUUGAACACGUUUAUGGUUCUCUUGAAUGUGAUGAAACUAAACAAGGAGAAUGUAUUAAAAUUAAUACAUUAUUUCCAUCUCGAACAGAUGACGAACAACAAACACGUGGUGGUAUUGUUCUGUUAAAAUUGAAGACAAAAGAGUCAAUAACACAUACUUUCAGCACGACAACACACUUCAGUAACUCAUGA
Molecule: messenger RNA, 471 nt
Organism: Rotaria sp. Silwood2
Lineage: Eukaryota; Metazoa; Rotifera; Eurotatoria; Philodinida; Philodinidae
Source: the annotation of a GenBank genome assembly